Molecule: messenger RNA, 2440 nt
Organism: Electrophorus electricus (electric eel)
Lineage: Eukaryota; Metazoa; Chordata; Actinopteri; Gymnotiformes; Gymnotidae
Gene: ctnnbip1
Product: catenin, beta interacting protein 1
Biological process (GO): negative regulation of Wnt signaling pathway
Cellular component (GO): cytosol; beta-catenin destruction complex; nucleus
Molecular function (GO): beta-catenin binding
Source: RefSeq, a predicted model, not a curated record
GCCGCCCACUCCGCUCCCUCUCCGGCUACACGCAGACUGUCGGGAUGUGACCCCGGAACAGGACGCUUCCUUAGAAACAAUAAAUUAAAAAAUAAAAAAUAAACACGAACGAAAAAUUUAAAAAAAUCCUGGACCAGGAGAGUGCGUCAGGAGCAGGGGGGAUGAAUCGCGAGGAGGCCCCUGGGAAGUCUCCUGAGGAGAUGUAUGUUCAGCAGAAGGUGCGAGUGCUGCUCAUGUUAAAGAAGAUGGGAUCAAAUCUGACACCAAGUGAGGAAGCGUUCCUACGGAACUAUGCAGGUGUGGUGCACAGUCAGAUGAGCCAGCUCCCGCAGCACAACAUCGACCAGGGUGCGGAGGAUGUGGUGAUGGCCUUCUCCAGAUCAGAGACAGAGGACAGGAGGCAGUGAGCUCUCGCCCUGGACCGCCGCCCCCUCGGUGCAGCCCUUCCCAUCACUGCAGAGGCGGUCGGAGUGAGGAGGAGUGCGGCUGGGCUGAGGAAGGAGCGGGUCUUCAUUGAUCGCUGCCUGCCCUCAACACCCCCACACCCCACACCCCCCACGCCUCUUCUUCAUUGCCCUCCUCUUCCUUACACUAACUGUGACACAUUAGCGGCUGAGCUCCAGGGCUGCCCUGGCUCUUGGAUGAGGUCAUAAAAAUGAGUCGCAAAGAGUGACUUUUAUUUUAUUUUAUUUUUAAAAUCGUUGUCGUCGUUGUUGUUAUUGUUGUUGUUGUUGUUGUUGUCGUCCUCGGCGUGACGCUUGAGGCAGCGGUUGUAUGCUUCUGUCCUGAUGAGAGGCGAAACGGACCAAGAGCUUCAUUUGUCUGGUCAAACCAAGAACAAAGUCUGGAUGAGUUGAGAUAAUGGACUUUUGCAUUAUUGUUUUGGGAAUUAUUUGAUUUUGUUUGUGUGCAUUUUCCUGUUGCUGUUGUGUAUGGAGUCCUGCAGGUAGAGAAUGUUAAUUAGGUGACUGUGUUGUUUCUCACCCCCCCCCCCCCUUUUUUUUUAUGUGUGUUUAACUCUCAACCAGAUUGUAAUCCUCACAUCAUCAUGUCACCAUAUUAAUGUGCAAGGUGUUGAGAAAGCCACUGCACUACAUAUAAAAACAUGGAAUGAUUGUGUGUGCAUGCAUGUGGGAGUGCAAGGGUUUGUGUGUUUUGUGUGCACAUGUGUGCACAAUGCACACAUUCUCACACAGGUGCACAAGAAUUGCCUGACUCAUUCAGUAAUGUCUUUUUUUGGAUGUUUGGAUUAAUGUGAAAAUUCAAAGCUUUUUUUAUUGUAAAGACAAUACGGGGGAAAAUACUAAUGAGCAAAUUGUGCCACCUGUUUUAUUGUAAAAUAAUUUUUAAAGCUAUUUACUAAAUGUCUUGGGUCAUUAUUUAUUUUUCCACUACAAAUCAAAACUGAAGGUGAACAAGAACACUUUAUGAACACUUUCUGCAAAAGAACAUUUUUACCCAGGUUGCCAUAUAUGGGGAAAAUAAGUAAGCAAAGUUAGAUCAAUACUAUCUCAGCCUUAAGCUUCAUAACCCGCUGUCCUGGAGAGUUCAACAUUGAUUCUAGCCCCUGUAUUAGAUGUCUGUGCUAGAACAGACGUGGCCAAACAUUUGUUCCCCCCUUUAAACUGGAACGUUUGAAAUGGAUUGAAUUUUGCUGUUUUCAUUAUAUUUGGCCUCAAACAUUUUUGGUAACAUGCUUAAUUUUUAAUGUGCAUUCAUAUAUUUUGUUAACUUGCUUAACUUAACAGUAACUUCAGUGUUUUUGAAAAAAUGAUGCAUGCCUGCCUUGUGGUCUGAUGGUGUACUUUCAAAUAGAUCUUUUGAAGGACGUGUAAAGCCUUUGCCACAAUGAACAUCACUGAAUAUUUUUUGAUAUCUGUGGAAGCUCUUUUUAAAUAUUCUCAGAAUGGAAGUUGUCAUGGUAACUUAUUGGUAUCCUGUUGGCAAUAAGUGUUACACUGAAUGUCCUGAGUUGUCACAGCUACUUGUGUACACAGCCUUCUCGUCUGUCUGAAAAUCUGCACCACCAGUGAUAAGGGUGUCUGUACAGCUGUGUUUUAUUGUCAUUUGUCUAUGCAUUUUUUUGUUGUUGUUGAAGGAUAAAAUGUAGAUUUUUGGAGCAUAGCUAGAGCACAAGUCUCUAUGUAGUCACUUCCUUUGAUGGUUGGAUCAUUUCAACAAGUUAAAUUGGAGAAUCCGCUCAGAGAGGAGUCAUACAGAGACUGAAUGUGAUAGACGUUUUGUUCAAAAAUGCUAAAGAUAUCCUUUAAUCUGUAGCCCAAAACCAUCUAUUACUGCAGUCAUAUCAGAUUAAAUUGCAUUUCUAGUCUUUUGUUCUCAUUUAAGUUUUUUUUCCUUGUCUUUCUCAAAAUUGCUACUUCCAUGUUCUUUAACUUAAUGCUUCCAAAACGUGAACCAAUAAAAAAUGAGUUUAAGGCUA